GUCCCGUCUCUGCCAUAGUCAUGGACUUGCUGGGAAAGCCGGAAUUCUUUUCUGUCGACCAAAUAAAGCGUGCUUUGGAACAUUUCCCUGCUGCGUCUUUGUUGGCUGAGAACAAACCGAUCACGAACAAUCGUCAAGAGUGGAUCCGUCAUGUGGCCACUGUCUUGAGGGCGGAACACAAAGGUGUCUCGAUUGAUAAUGUUUUGGACGAGUUUGCUGGUUCCAGUGAAGUGGAUAAGCCCCAGAGUCCCGGAUUGAUGGGAAAUACGGGCCUCUUCGGGGAUUCGAAUGGAGUUUAUGGUGGUGAAAGCGAGCGGAUGGAUGACGAUGCACUCGUCGCAAAUUUCAUUCAAAAUCCCAUCAUGCAAGCCAGGCACGAUAAUUGGGGUAAACCACAUGGCAGUUCUCAGAUCCGCUUCCCGCAACUGCGUGCUCUUCCGAGAGUCUACCACGAAACCAUUCGUAUUCUCUCCUCUCAAAUGCCUGCUCCGAACAAGGAUAGAGAAUUGUUGCUGAAUGCUUCUGCGGCAAACAAACGCCGCAAGUUUGACGACACUUUUGACUCCAGGUUCGGCACGCAGCUGAUCUCCUUCAGUUUCAAGCACAGUUUACAACGUGGGGGAUUUACCACGUGUUUCGCUUUGAUUCUGGGCUGUAAAAAUCGUCUGGAGCAGCGAUUGUGGAUUAGGCAGUUAUUGGCGAAGGCUGCUUUGCCCCAGGAUCAAGGAAUCAAGCGUGUUCUUACCCUGCCAUUCUUUUCGGCAUCAGAUUCUCUGUUCGAAGACGCUUGUCUUUACCUGGAAUCCCUCGCCAAGUCCAGGCCUCCCGUCGGGAAUGAUGUCUAUUCAGUGUUGAAAGUGCUGUACGUGAAAAAGGGAUAUUAUGUGCGAGCGGCCUGCGUAGGGUUCGAACUGAGUACCAGACUGGAAGCGGAAUCACACGGCGUUUCACCUGAAGAUCAGGUCAAGAUGCUGAAUCAGGCUGUGACCGGUUAUUGUGGAGCCGAGAUGAUGUUGUCAUAUUCGAUCGAAGACGGAGGUCCGGGCUUUUUCCUCCAUUUCCCGUCGACGCCCUCGGCCAAGGCCAGCAAAGCCCCGCAGUUUCCCAAUGGAAAGAUCAUCGAACUU
This is a messenger RNA of Notodromas monacha, 1127 nucleotides long. The record is from the annotation of a GenBank genome assembly. NCBI's taxonomy places the organism in Eukaryota, Metazoa, Arthropoda, Ostracoda, Podocopida, Cyprididae.